AUGAGUGUAGACAGGAGCGGGCCUGAGAGCUCAACGCUUAGGCAGCUCGGCUGUCAAUACACACGGAGGCGACCCGUUGGCAUACAAAACUUGCCAGCUGAAAUCUUGCAUAGCAUCCUGGUUUUCUCCCGCUCCUCUGCCUUACCAGUCACAUGUCGGUUCUUCCGCCAGACUUUGCAAAACUCGGGCGUCUUGGUCAAGGCAGAAUACAUUCUUGGCAGAUGGUGUGAUCACUUGAUCGAGUACGUCGUUGCGCAUCCGUGUCGUGCCAAGCACAAAGCCUGCAGAAGCCUGACAAGCCGUCUCGCCGGACCGAAGCGAAACUAUGAUCUAGCACAUAUCGAGAUCACAGACUGCCUAGCCAACUUGAUCGAGACCAAUCACCUCGAUAUAAUCACAUUUGGUGCCGAACUGGGCAUUACCACAGCUGAGGUUCUGGAUCGCGUCGUUGAUCUAGCAACAGCGUCUCUGUCUCACUCACUUUCGAGCCGCGUGCUGCCAGCACUGGUACGUGUACCGGUCGGAACGUCCAGACCUAAUCUCAAUGCAAGGUUCGUCAGGCACUCCAGGCUGCGUUUAGUGCCUCAAUUGCCAAAGAGACUCUUCCGACGCAUUGACCGGACCAUCUCCGAUGGUGAGAUUUCGAGCUCAACAACAGUGACGGCACCGUCGGCUGGUGGCGACAGUCGACGCCGGAAGAGGAGAAAUCUAAGCUGGAGCAAUACAGCGCAAGCGCCGGGUGUGGCCACAAAUGGUUAUUCUUGGAUCUCGAAACUGUUGCUCUGCUUGGCCAAUGGUCCCAGACAUACAGAUGCGACUCGUUCAGGCAAGCGAAAGCGCGAUGAAAGCCUUUAUGACUCGGACGAGAAUCUUAAUGGCAGAGUGGGACCGGUGCCGAGUCCAGAAGACCUCGAAUUGAUUCUAGCCCUGCUGAUUCAGUACGGUGCAGAUGCUUCUUCGCAUCAAGGGUACCCUCUUGCGAUGGCGGUCCAUCGCCGAGCUUAUGCUCUAGCUCGUCUCUUGUUACUUUUUGGCGCAGAUCCAAACUGUAAAGAGGGUUUGGCUGCGCAGAUUGCCAUUCGCAAUGGAUCGUGUCACAUCUUGCAUCUUCUCGUCACCGGUACCCGUUUGGACGCCGACGCUCAAGAAUCGUUUCCGAUUUUUGCUACUGUUCCGCUGAUGGAAGUCGGCUCGAUAACCUUGAAACUCAAUCGGACGCACCUGCGCCUCGCAAUUCAGUGUCGCCAAUGGCAUCUGGUCGACUACAUCUGGCACGAGCGAGACGUUGCUCCCGACAUCUCAUGCUUGCGCCUCAUAGAAAAACUUGGUCAUCGCUCCACUUCACCAUUUCGCUCUGAAGCGACUCAAUGUUGCGAGUCUGGCUAG
Molecule: messenger RNA, 1386 nt
Organism: Mycosarcoma maydis (corn smut)
Lineage: Eukaryota; Fungi; Basidiomycota; Ustilaginomycetes; Ustilaginales
Exons: 1
Coding region: 1-1386 (461 amino acids)
Source: RefSeq, a predicted model, not a curated record